AUGUGCCCAUCUGCGUCUUCGUCACUGCUCGCCUUGACUUCGCUUACUGGCUUUGCCAACUUUAACCCAUCCCUUUUGAAACUCCACGACCCUGCUCCUGACAUUUCCGCCUUGUCAGCACACCUUGCACCCGCUCCUUCCACCCUGGCUCGCGAUUUCUCAGCCAACGAGGGGUCCCAGGUCCGUCCUGAAGAAGGGCGGACGGUAAACCUGCUCGAGAGAUUCGAGGUCUGGUCGCAAACCAGUUCAAGCAUUCGAAACCGUGCUUGA
Penicillium soppii is the source of this 270-nucleotide messenger RNA. RefSeq lists its product as uncharacterized. NCBI's taxonomy places the organism in Eukaryota, Fungi, Ascomycota, Eurotiomycetes, Eurotiales, Aspergillaceae. Bases 1 to 270 code for a protein of 89 amino acids. The record is from RefSeq and is a predicted model, not a curated record. The transcript has 2 exons.